This is a messenger RNA of Equus quagga, 4175 nucleotides long. It is a transcript of the gene CEP57L1, whose product is annotated as centrosomal protein 57 like 1. The record is from RefSeq and is a predicted model, not a curated record. Gene Ontology annotation, cellular component: centrosome. Gene Ontology annotation, molecular function: microtubule binding; identical protein binding; gamma-tubulin binding. The coding region runs from base 1941 to 3362 and encodes 473 amino acids. The transcript is spliced from 11 exons. Lineage: Eukaryota; Metazoa; Chordata; Mammalia; Perissodactyla; Equidae.
UGUUAGCUCAGGGCCAGGCUUCCUCAGCAAAAAGAGGAGGAUGGGCAGUAGUUAGCUCAGGGCUAAUCUUCCUCAGGAAAAGAAAAAAAAUAGGGUUAGUCCACCCUUUACUGUGUUUACUCUUAAGGUAAGUUAACCUAGAUGCAAACACAGAGAAAACCAGAAAAACAGAGCCAUUGAUCUUUCUCCAGUUUCUCUAAGGAGAAAUCCAAACUUGAAAGAAUUAGCAAUAUAGGAAACAGAAAGUUCCCCAUUCCAAGAACCCAUUGUAGUAUCUCUGACUGCCUCCUAUCGCCGUCUCCCUGUAGUCCUGUAGGAUUAUGCAGAGAUAAGGGCACAGUCAGCCACUAGCAGGAAUAGACAUUGCUUAUUAAAAAGGACCAUUUUGAAACAAUUGCUUUCUUCAAGAACAAGUGAAAAUGCUUUGCAGUAAAGUAUUUGUGUCUAGCACAUUCUUUUCAGGGGAUAGUUUUUUUAUGCAGGUGGUUCCUUAAGACAAUUAAGGUGUCUUAAUUUUAUACACCAUAGAGACAAUAGGUAAUUUUCCUGGUUGUUUACCAGUUGUCAGAAAUGGUUCCAGGAAUAACUUGAGAUUCCCUAAGCUUUACCAGGCUGUUGAUACAUACGAGGCCAAUGUUUUACAGCCUUUUGGCCCCACUUGCAGAUACCUCUAAAAUGGCUCACAAGAAUUUCUGAGGUCUUUUCAGUUACUACAGGUAAGCCUUCUACCAGAUAUGCCAGAAUCCUUGAAGGUUGAAUCUUAGUACCUCUCUAUAUUUUCAGAAAUUUUUCUCCAGAAAUUUCUCUCAUACAUCCCCAUGAAUAUAUCCCUUCCAGCUGUUCUCUCUCUUGCUGAACAAUAUUAUCAAUGCACCAGAACCCUCAAAGUGCCAAAACUGUGUUAGUGAUCUCCUGAGCCUACCCUCCUCAUUGGAAUAUAACAUCUUAUACAAAGUAGGGCAGCUAAUGCCUCAAUCUGUUAUAAGAUAUUGGUGAAAUACUUCUGUUCUUACUUAAUAGCCCUCUCUCUUCCCAACACCAUGUAUGAAUCCAUGGGACUGGGUCAGAGAUGAAUUAGAAUGACCACCACCAUACUCUACUCAGAAUCACUCCUCCCAUCCUCCACCAAGUAAAGCUUUGAUUUUGGAUCAAGUUUUUUGUACUUCUUUCAUCUUCCUUCAGAGUGAGUUUGUCUCCUAGGAUGCCUCAGUUUUUUAUGUAAAUAAGCCUCUAGUGUGCUUAUGUGCUUGUUUAUAACACAGGACUAGAUUGUAAAGGUUAAGCUGGGACCCCUGUUACAAUGAGAACUCCUGAGCUCCAUGUCACAGCAUAGCUUGUCUUCUCUCAUUUCUUUACCAUUUCCUUUCUUUUUCUUCACCUUAUUUUCAUCCCCACAAUGGGCUGUUACUCUGCUUAUGCCCACUUUAAGAUGUAUUUACACAUUUAAUUUAAAUAAACUUUAGUCUAAUUUUUAACUUAUUGGAAUUUUUAACUUAUUGGAAUCUUCUUAGUCAUCUCAUAUACAUCAAAAACCCCAAAUUUGAACUUGUUUUUUAAUUGGUGCAAAAUUCAAUUUGUAAAAUAUUGUAUUUGGGACAGAGAAAGCAGUCUUCCCAAGAACUUCAAUUCAUAGUAACUAAUGGCAAAAUUUUGUUCUUUUCAUUAUUGGAGAAACUCUCUAGGAGCUGAAAACUGAGUCAGGUAUCUUGAGUAACUCCAGUGUUCUUGGGAUAGCUUCAACCAUAUACCUGCCUCUAAAGAUGUACAACCAUGUUCAGAACUUCUGUACUUUGGGCCCCUGCCUCUGCUUCAUUGUGAGCCAGCUGACUAACUUUACUCUCUUGUGUUUUGAGGGAACGGCAAGUUAGAUAUAGUCUCCCAUGGUGGGCAGCCAGUGUCUGAACAGCAACAACUCGGGGGGAUGGAGACAUGGUUAGUAAAUGAUAAUGGAUCCUGAAUUAAUGCACAGUAUAGUAGGAAGCUAUCUUAAAACUCCAGAAAGAGUACCUGUUCCAUCAUUUACUCAGAAUGAUCAGUCAGCUCCGACUCACCACUCUGUGAGCUUAGAAGUUAACCUUCCCAAAAUGCUUCAUAGUCCAAAUAGCCAAGCUCUUAUUUUAGCCUUAAAAACUCUUCAGGAAAAGAUUCAUCGUUUAGACUUAGAAAGAACACAAGCUGAAGAUAACCUGAACGUUCUUUCCAGAGAAGCGGCACAGUAUAAAAAGGCCUUGGAGAAUGAAACAAAUGAGAGAAAUCUGGCACACCAGGAACUGAUAAAGCAGAAAAAAGACAUAACUAUACAAUUAAGCUCAGCCCAGUCUCGUUGUACUCUUCUAGAGAAGCAACUAGAAUAUACAAAGAGAAUGGUUCUCAAUGUAGAGCGAGAGAAGAAUAUGAUCCUAGAACAACAGAGAUCAUUUGGAGGAAAAUUGACGCCUCAAAAAUAUCAAGUUUUCCAAUCCAUGAACAUGGCCCAGCUUCAAAGGGAAAAAGAACAAGAUCAUUUGAAGCUGCAAGCAAAACUUGAAAAGCUGGAUGUCAUAGAAAAAGAAUGUUUUAAACUUACAACAACUCAGAAAACUGCCGAGGACAAGAUUAAAUAUUUAGAGGAAAAACUUAAGGAAGAAGAACAUCACCGUAAGCUAUUUCAAGACAAAGCUUCUGAGCUUCAAACUGGACUUGAAAUCAAUAGAAUUUUAAUGUCUUCAGUAUCAAAUCCAAAACGCUCCAAGGAAAAGAAGAAAUCUUCAAAGUCUGCCAGUGCAAGCCAUUCCGUGAAGGCAAGUAGGCAAAACCUUCUGCAGACAAUGCAACAUUAUGGGCCACAUAUCCUUCCAAAACGUGCAGAAGUUACUGAGCCUAGACGUCUCUACAAGCCUACUAGAUCAACUUCCCAGCGUAAAGCUGUACCUCCUGACUCAGGAAAGUCCAUCUGCAUUUGUAACAAUGUGUCUGAACUUUUGAUGGCAAUGCAAGAUGAGCUGGACCAAAUGAGUAUGAAGCACCAAGAACUACUGAAUCAAAUAAAGGAAACUGAAAGCCAUUCAGUCUUUGAAAAUGCGGAAUGUGAACUAGAGCAUUUAGUCAAGAAAAUGGAAAUUAAAGUAGAACAAAUUUCCAAACUGAAGAAGCAUCAAGACAAUGUCCGUAAACUACAGCAAAAAGUUCAAAACUCAAAGAUGAGUGAAGCUUCAGGUAUUCAGCAAGAAGAUAACUAUCCUAACGGAUCAAACAACUUAAAAAAUAGCCCCAGAAAAUGUUUGCUAAACAACCCUCUUCAGAAGAGCAGCAACUUUCAUCCAAUACGAGUCCGUAAUCUUCAAAUGAAAUUGAGAAGAGAUGAUAUCAUGUGGGAACAGUAACACAAUAACAAAGCUGUCACUUGAACUCUGUCAAUGAAAUCUUGAAUUGUCUAAAGUGGUUUUAAUUUAAUACACCUUUAUGAAAUUUUGAAUUAUGUUUCUAGCCUCUAUAAAGUGUCAAGUUGUGGUAUCUUUAAAUUAAUGCCUAAUGAUCUCCUAAGAGUCCCAAAUAAUAAAUGAUUGCUUUUUUGUUUUUUUAUUGACUGAAAUACCUAAUCUCACCAUGUUUUAGAAACUUUGUUCACUUUGCAGAUAGCUUAAGUUAAAUCUACAAAAUUAUACAAGAUUGAUGGUAUUUAAAAUUGAACUAAAUUUGAGAUACAAGUAGCAUUCCACUUUUUCAUUUAGUAGGCUUGUACCCUUAAGAACCAAUGUAAAAUGAGCAGCACGUAUGGAAAGGUUUCCCACUUUCCUGGUGCUUCCUCCCUGCCUUGUCUUAGAGCUGUGAAAUGUUUUUCUUUGUUGGAAAGGAAAAAAGCUUGGCGAAGAGGCCUUUAGCCCAAGUUUCUAUGUGACACUUACAAAUGGGAACACACAGUUAACUUAAUUUUUAGAUGGCAAUAACUCAACUGCAGAAGUCUUCCUAUGCUGUUCCCAUUCUUUUACAAAUCUAGUGUUGUUUUCCUUUAACGCCAGUGAUCUAUCUUAUCUUACUCCUUUAUAACACUAACUUUUUAUGACUUUCAGUCUUUGCAUUAGAUAUAAUAUUUAUCAGUAUAAAUUGAGAAUGUAACUUUCCAGAACCCACAAAACUGGCGUUUUUUUCUAGGAAAGUAUAGGAAGAAGUUGGAGAUUUCAUUGCCUCAUCGAGCA